Vigna umbellata (rice bean) is the source of this 1826-nucleotide messenger RNA. RefSeq names its product Zinc finger C-x8-C-x5-C-x3-H type family protein. Lineage: Eukaryota; Viridiplantae; Streptophyta; Magnoliopsida; Fabales; Fabaceae. The record is from RefSeq and is a predicted model, not a curated record. Gene Ontology annotation, molecular function: metal ion binding.
AGAAAAAGUUGGGGGUGAUAAUUGUGGCUGUAUAUUCCAAUUUGCAAGUUGUGUGAUUCGGUGAGAUUUGGGUGAGUGACGAUAAUUUGGGGUUUCGAGCUUUAAGGAAAAGGGCAACCUGGGAAAGAAAGAAAGAAAGAAAGAAGUUCUGAGCAUGUGAAGAGCGAAGAACUGCGAUAGAUGGAUAGAUAGAGAGAGAGGUGGGUGUGUGUGUAUGCGUGUGCGUGACGGUGAGGGCCCUUCGAAGAUAUAAAUAGCUUUCUCUGGUUAGGGUUUACUCUCCAAUCUAUUCUUCCAUACUCACACACAUUUCCAUCCAAGAAGUUUAACGAUCCAUUCCCUAAUUAUGCGCCGAUUGCAAAAAUCAAAAAGAGUUUCAUGGGCCUCCGAUUUAGAUCUUUGUCAGGUUAGGCUAUUUUUAUCAGAAGAAUCCCCUUCGCAGGUUGGAUUAAAUUCUCAAGAUCACCUCCAAGCUAAGGCAUCAUUGCAGUUCCCUGCAGGUGGACCAGGUUCCGAUGACAUUCUGCCUCCUGGAUUUGAGGGAACUCAUACUUCAAGUCAGUUUGAGAUUAAGCCAUCUCAAAUACCAGUUAUUAAGUGGAUUACUCCUCCAAAGAUUGUGCUAAAUCUCGAAUGGCAAGUAGUGUCUGGGGAAGAAAGCAAAGAGGUAGAGGAUCAACGUCAGAGGGAGAUGAGAGUACUUGAAGCUAUUUAUCCUCGCACAUCAUCCAUUCCUCCAAACCCUUCUGUUUCAGUGGAUGUUGAAGAUUCAAAUUACAUGGAUGUUCAACCUGUACUGAUACCAAUAACGGCAAUUGAAGAUGACGAUGCAGCAGCAGAUACAUUAUCGGAUUCCUUGGAACCAGUUGAUGCUUCACAAUCUCUUGAAUUACCUCCCGGUAUGUUGAAGAAUUCAAACUCUGCCACAAGUACGCAAUUUGCUCGUGGUCUGACAUCUGAUGUAUCUGCUGCAUCUAUUGCUUUAACUAACAUUGUGAGGAGCAACGAACAUGGGAAAUUGAUUGACCAUGAAUUACUUAAUAAUAUUCUCAGCAAUCCAGAAGUGAUUGAGAAAUUGGUUAGAGAUUAUGGACCUACUAAUAGUUCGCAAUAUGUACAUAAUGUGGGGUCGUCCUGUGCGGUUUUUUCAAAUCCUCCUAUUCCUGUUAAUCAAGGAGAAACCGCUACACCUUCAUCGAUUGCUUUUUCAGCCACUUCUUCCUAUACACCAUCUACCGGAGGUCAGGUGGCACCUGUUUCUACCCAAUGGCUUCCUAGGCCUGCAACCAGUUCAGCUAUUGUUUCUUCUCCUGUUGAGGUUCCUGCUGCGAAAGAUGUUAACUACUAUAAGAGUUUAAUUCAGCAACAUGGAGGAGAUAAACAAGAAACACUGCCAUAUUCCAGUAAACGUCAGAUUCAUCAGCCAGUAACAAGUUAUGAGCCAACAUACAAUCAAAGAGCUAAAGUGUCAAAACCAAAGAUAAUGAAGCCUUGUAUCUUUUUCAACAGUUCUAGAGGAUGUCGAAAUGGAGCUAACUGUGCCUACCAGCAUGACGCGUCAUUUCAGCCACGAGGUAAUACCGUGGCGGGGAUACAAAGUUCAAAGAGAAUGAAAAUGGAUCAUGAGAUUAGCAGUUAAAUGAACUCUGUUGAUUGGUGGUGUCGAUUGCCGUUUAAUGUCAUGGUGACGGUUGAAUGCAGGUUCAUAUGCUUUUUGAUGUGAUCCAAUUAGCCUUUAAUUUGAUGAGCAAUUGUGAGCCUUGUUUGCAACUAGUUUCAAAAGCUACAUGUAUAAUUUUUUAAUGAAAGGCUCUUCGUUUUCUUCC